AUGGAGACCAUCCUGGACAUCAAGAUCAAAAGGGCCAAUAAAGUAUAUUAUGCUGGGGAAAUGCUCUCUGGUGUAGUGGUUAUAUCUAGCGAAGAUUCAGUACAACACCAGGGAGUUUUAUUAACAAUGGAAGGUCUGGUGAACCUGCAGCUCAGUGCCAAGAGCGUUGGUAUGUUUGAAGCUUUCUGUAACUCUGUUAAGCCUAUUCAAGUUCUUACCAGUUCAAUAGAAAUUGUGAAGCCAGGAAAAUUUCCCAGUGGCAAAACAGAAAUUCCUUUUGAGUUCCCUCUGCAUGUGAAAGGCAACAAAGUUUUGUAUGAGACCUAUCAUGGUGUAUUUGUCAACAUUCAGCCUCAGAAGGGUAAAUCAACUCCAAGUCCUGUGGAUUUCACAAUCACACCUGAAACCUUGCAAAAUGUUAAAGAGAGAGCUUCCCUCCCCAAAUUUCUCAUCAUAGGACAUCUCAACUCAACCAACUGUGUUAUCACACAGCCACUAACAGGGGAGCCGGUGGUUGAGUACUCAGAAGCUGCCAUUAAAAACAUAGAGUUACAGUUGGUAAGAGUGGAAACUUGUGGUUGUGUGGAAGGCUAUGCCAGAGAUGCCACAGAGAUUCAAAAUAUUCAAUUUGCUGAUGGUGACGUUUGCAGGAGUUUAUCUGUUCCCAUAUACACGAUCUUUCCCGGACUUUUCACUUGCCCCACUCUUGAAACUACCAAUUUCAAAGUUGAAUUUGAAGUUAAUAUUGUGGUCCUGCUUCAUGAUGAUCACCUCAUCACAGAGAAUUUCCCACUGAAACUCUGCAGAAUUUAA
Gracilinanus agilis (Agile Gracile Mouse Opossum) is the source of this 813-nucleotide messenger RNA. RefSeq names its product vacuolar protein sorting-associated protein 26C-like. Gene Ontology annotation, cellular component: endosome. The record is from RefSeq and is a predicted model, not a curated record. The transcript is spliced from 2 exons. Bases 1 to 813 code for a protein of 270 amino acids. Gene Ontology annotation, biological process: intracellular protein transport. NCBI's taxonomy places the organism in Eukaryota, Metazoa, Chordata, Mammalia, Didelphimorphia, Didelphidae.